AUGCGCGCCGACGCCACCUUCGCCCUGCUCGCCCAGGUCCUCGCCGUGCAGGGCUUGAACAUCAUUCAGUCCAACGACGAUGGCUGGGCCGAGCUCAAUGCCCGCGUCUUCCACGACUCCUUGAAGGCCUUGGGCCACAGCGUCCUCCUUUCCGCUCCGGCCGAGAACAAGUCCGGCAGAGGCUCCCUCGAUUCCGAACCGAGCCUGCGUACCACGCCCUGCGAGUAUGACAGCUGUCCCGCCAACAGCGGCCCCGUCGGCGUCAACGAGACGAGCCUGGACCUCCGCUGGGUCAACUCGUACCCCGUGACCUCGAUGCGCUUCGGCCUCGAGCAGUUCGCCCCGGAGUUCUUCAACGGCUCGGUCCCCGACCUCGCCGUCGCCGGCCCCAACGUCGGCUCCAACCUCUUCCUGCAGGUGCAGUUCUCCGGCACCGUCGGCGCCGCCGCCUACGCCGCCGGCAAGAAGGGCAUCCCCGCCAUCUCCUUCUCCGGCCUCACAGACCAAAGGAACGCGUGGAACACGGAACCCGUGCCGGCCCAUAGCACCGUCUACGCCGAGCUCGCCACCCGCCUCGUCACCAAGCUCGUCGACGCCGGCACCCCCUACCUGCCCUUCUACACCUUCCUGAACGUCAACAUGCCCGACGUCACCGACGAGUGCAACGACGCGGACCAGUUCAAGUGGGUGCUCAGCCGCAUCAACCCGACCCUCUUCCACGACGACGCGACCAUCUGCGACAACAAGGGCAAGCUGCCCGAUGACGUCAAGGUCGUCGACACGCCCGGCUGCUACAUCUCCGUCAGCGUCGGCGAGGCGAGCUUCAAGACCACCGCCAACAAGGCCCAGCAGCAGUUCGUCAUCGACAGGCUCGGCGACUUCUUGACCUGCCUGCCGUGA
This is a messenger RNA of Colletotrichum navitas, 900 nucleotides long. RefSeq names its product 5'/3'-nucleotidase sure. NCBI's taxonomy places the organism in Eukaryota, Fungi, Ascomycota, Sordariomycetes, Glomerellales, Glomerellaceae. The record is from RefSeq and is a predicted model, not a curated record. Gene Ontology annotation, molecular function: nucleotidase activity. The coding region runs from base 1 to 900 and encodes 299 amino acids. The transcript is spliced from 2 exons.